CAACCCAUAUUGAAUGUCUAGUUUGAAGACACUAUUAUUCAGAGUAUAUCUAAAACACUGAUGUGUUUCGUAUGUAGAGGAAUAUGGGGGGUAGGGAACCACGAGGUCUCAAAGUUCAAAUCGUAGCGAAGGAAAGCAAAAAACAGAAAAACAGGAAGAGAUGAGUGCUUACAAUGCUUUUAAAGCUUGUGCUCCAAUAUCUUGGAGCUCUAAUCUGUACAUAACCCUUGUGAGGGGUAUUCCAGGCACUAGAAGGCUCCAUAGACGUACCUUAGAGGCACUGCACCUUGGCAAAUGCAACCGGACUGUGAUGCGAUGGAGCACACCUACUGUUAGGGGAAUGCUUCAGCAGGUGAAAAGGUCGGUUGUCAUCGAGACAGAAGAGAUGUACAAUGCACGUAAGGAAAAAAAAGCUAACCACGGAGCUCUUCGUCCUCCUUUGAUUGUAAACCAUCAACCAGUCCCUGCAGCCAAUUCCCUUCAAUAAUGGUUGAAAUUCUUUGCUUGUUUACCUCUUUGAUUUUAUUCCUCCAAAUGGGAUCAUGUGCUAGUGCAGCUAGAUAUGAUUUUGGGGCAUUUGAAAGUUGUUAGAAAUGUAGUAGGAGCUUUUGCUCAAGUCAUUUCUUGUUAAACUACCUUGCAUCUCCCUAUUCAGGUUAUCAUUUGAGGUGGUUCGGGUUGUUAUUUAGUAGCGGUUAUGAAGGCGCUUGCUUAGAGAAUAGAAACUAAUGACUGCUUUUUUGGGGGUAAUCCAGAUAGUUGAUUAGGUUAGUUGGUGGUGUCAACAACAACGCUUAAAGAAAGAUGGCGUAAGCUCUUCAUGUAAUAAAAGACUUUAUCAUGAUCCAGUUCGUUCAUUUUUUUACCUUU
Lycium ferocissimum is the source of this 870-nucleotide messenger RNA. RefSeq lists its product as uncharacterized. The transcript has 3 exons. NCBI's taxonomy places the organism in Eukaryota, Viridiplantae, Streptophyta, Magnoliopsida, Solanales, Solanaceae. Gene Ontology annotation, cellular component: mitochondrion; large ribosomal subunit. Gene Ontology annotation, molecular function: structural constituent of ribosome. Bases 161 to 487 code for a protein of 108 amino acids. Gene Ontology annotation, biological process: translation. The record is from RefSeq and is a predicted model, not a curated record.